GAACACAUGAGGUAUAUCAAACUAGACUGAGUCUGUUAGAAAGGGGUUUAACAGUGUGGAACACUGAGGUAUAUCAAACUAGACUGAGUCUGGUAGAAAGGGGUUUAACGGUGUGGAACACUGAGGUAUAUCAAACUAGACUGAGGUGGAUAUGUUUGUAUUUGUGUCUGUUUGCUCCAAACCCCUGUACUAAUCCACUACUACACUAGCUUAUGGUGAACCAGUCUUGUCAUGCAUGGUACAUGUGUUCCUUUGGCCCGUGUGUGUUGCACCUGUGUAGGUGGGCUGCUCCUGUGUUAUGUGCUGUUUUUGUCUAUCCAGAGUCAGAAGUUGACCCUACAGGAUCAGAUAGUAUUUCACCCCUUUAAUGGAUGAGGUUAUGAUGGGGGUAGAGUAAUCUGAUCCUAGAUCUGUGGUUAAGGACAACUUCUACCUCAAUCAGUUUUGUGUCUGUGUUUGUUUGUGUACUGUGCAUGCCCUUUGACCCCAGAGGGGCGGGCCUGCUCAUCAUCUGACCAUGAUGCUAUAACACUAUUGGCUUACAGUGGUGCUGCUCUUCUUCUUUAAUACUGCUUGCCCCUCCUGGCGGACUACUGCUGCUGCUGCUGUCUUCUCUUGGGCACCGCACUCCUAGCCGUCAGGCAAUGUAUGGGUGACCCACGAGGAAAUGGAGACCCUCGCAGCACCCUCCUCAAAAACGAGGUCCGGGGAGUCCGAGGAGGGGAGCUGGGCGCAGACUCUAGCGUAUGGUGACAUGAACCAUGAGUGGAUAGGGAACGAGUGGUUGCCCAGUCUAGGACUACCUCAGUACCGCAGCUACUUCAUGGAGUGCCUGGUGGACGCCCGCAUGCUGGACCACCUCACCAAGAAGGACCUCCGGGUGCAUCUCAAAAUGGUGGACAGCUUUCACAGGACGAGUUUGCAGUAUGGUAUCAUGGGUCUGAAGAAGCUCAACUAUGACAGGAAAGAGCUGGAGAGACGCAGAGAGCACAGCCAGCAUGAAAUGAGAGACGUGCUGGUGUGGAGCAACGAGCGGGUGAUUCGCUGGGUCCAGAGCAUCGGUCUAAAGGACUAUGCCAACAUCCUGCUGGAGAGCGGCGUGCACGGGGCCCUGGUCGCCCUCGACGACAACUUUGACCACACCAGCCUGGCGCUGCUCAUCCAGAUCCCCAACCAAAGCACUCAGGCACGUCAGAUUCUGGAGAGGGAAUAUAAUAACCUGCUAGCCCUGGGCACUGAGAGACGACUGGACGAGUAUGAAGAUAAUGAUCUCCGGGGGCCAUCGUGGAGGAGGCAGUUCCCCUCGCGGGACGUCCAUGGGAUCAGUAUGAUGCCCGGCUCGGCAGAGACCCUCCCCGCAGGCUUCCGCGUCACCACCGGCUCACACUCCCGUAGGCUACCCCCCGAAGGUGAGCUCCCCCACAGACCCCCUGCAUGGCCAAGACCCCCACAAAGUAGACCUAACAAUUAAACUAGCGCCUCCAGUUUAGGGCACUUAGCAUGGAUGAAUGUAAAUUGCUCAAAAUGCCAAAUUGGAUGGUAAAAUUGCACUCAUCAAACACUUAUAAAAAUGGCUAGCUGCCACAAAAUGUAUUUGAUUAAGAUUGUACCUGGGUGCAUUUCAUUUCUGUGUUAGAGUUUGGGGGGGGGGGUCCUCUUGCCCCUCUCUUUACUUGGGGCUCUCUCCCCAUCACACUCUCUCUCGCCUAUCGGUGUAUGGAUGGAGCAUGUUGCUGACUAUACCUGUAUUUUCUCUGCUCUGGGACUGCUGCUCUG
Messenger RNA from Salvelinus sp. IW2-2015, 1776 nucleotides. Lineage: Eukaryota; Metazoa; Chordata; Actinopteri; Salmoniformes; Salmonidae. The record is from RefSeq and is a predicted model, not a curated record.